Messenger RNA from Papaver somniferum (opium poppy), 1349 nucleotides. RefSeq names its product (S)-coclaurine N-methyltransferase. The record is from RefSeq and is a predicted model, not a curated record. The transcript is spliced from 8 exons. Bases 155 to 1210 code for a protein of 351 amino acids. Lineage: Eukaryota; Viridiplantae; Streptophyta; Magnoliopsida; Ranunculales; Papaveraceae.
CGACGUCAAUUUCAAAUUAUAAAAACCACAUCAUUGAUAGUAGUAUUCACCACCACCACCGCCACCACCACCACCACCACCUCUGACUCUCUGUCUGAACUUCACUGGAAGAUCAAUAGACUUUGUGUGUGUUUUUCUUUGCAAGUUGAAGAAGAUGCAGCUAAAGGAAAAGGAAGAGCUGUUGAGAAACAUGGAGCUUGGGUUGAUACCGGACCAAGAGAUUAGACAACGGAUUAGAAUCGAAUUAGAAAAGCGUCUCCAAUGGGGUUACAAAGAAACCCAUGAAGAACAGCUUUCUCAGCUUCUUGACUUGGUUCACUCUCUGAAAGGUAUGAAAAUGGCAACUGAGAUGGAGAAUUUGGAUUUAAAACUAUACGAAGCACCUAUGGAAUUCUUAAAGAUCCAACAUGGAAGCAACAUGAAACAAAGUGCGGGUUACUACACUGAUGAAUCAACAACGUUGGACGAAGCUGAGAUAGCGAUGCUGGAUUUGUAUAUGGAGAGGGCACAGAUCAAAGAUGGUCAGAGUGUACUUGAUUUAGGGUGUGGAUUGGGUGCUGUAGCUCUUUUCGGGGCAAACAAAUUUAAGAAAUGUCAAUUUACUGGAGUUACAAGUUCUGUGGAACAAAAAGAUUACAUUGAAGGAAAAUGCAAGGAGCUUAAGUUGACCAACGUCAAGGUUUUAUUAGCUGAUAUAACAACUUACGAAACCGAAGAAAGAUUUGAUCGGAUUUUCGCUGUUGAAUUGAUUGAGCAUAUGAAGAACUAUCAAUUGCUUCUUAAGAAAAUAUCAGAGUGGAUGAAAGAUGAUGGACUUCUUUUCGUUGAACAUGUUUGCCAUAAGACUCUAGCUUACCAUUAUGAGCCCGUUGAUGCAGAAGAUUGGUACACUAAUUACAUAUUCCCUGCUGGAACUCUGACUCUAUCAUCUGCUUCAAUGCUUCUUUACUUUCAAGAUGAUGUUUCAGUUGUGAAUCAAUGGACUCUGAGUGGAAAGCAUUACUCUAGAUCCCAUGAAGAAUGGUUGAAAAACAUGGAUAAAAACAUUGUUGAAUUCAAAGAAAUAAUGAGGUCCAUAACUAAAACUGAGAAAGAAGCAAUCAAAUUGCUCAAUUUUUGGAGGAUUUUUUGCAUGUGUGGAGCAGAGUUGUUUGGGUAUAAGAAUGGUGAAGAAUGGAUGCUCACCCAUCUUCUCUUCAAGAAAAAAUGAGAAAAUUUAUUUUAUGCUUUCGUUUUGUGUGUUGUUUACCAUCGUAAUUAUACCAUAUCAUUGUAACAAAAACUGCUUAGAAUGAUUGGUUGAAGCUUUUAUUUAAUGUUAUUAUAAAUAUUUCACCAUUAUGGUUCCA